Messenger RNA from Bufo gargarizans (Asiatic toad), 1070 nucleotides. RefSeq names its product visinin-like. Gene Ontology annotation, molecular function: calcium ion binding. The record is from RefSeq and is a predicted model, not a curated record. The coding region runs from base 57 to 641 and encodes 194 amino acids. Lineage: Eukaryota; Metazoa; Chordata; Amphibia; Anura; Bufonidae. The transcript has 3 exons.
UUUAACCAAACAAUUGCCUGUGACCACGAAAAAAUUGGUUCCCUGAAGCCCACAGCAUGGGGAACAGUAAAAGCGGAGCCCUAUCUAAAGAAGUUCUCGAUGAUUUAAAGUCAAAUACAAGGUAUUCAGAGGAGGAACUUUGUAAGUGGUAUGAAACUUUUAAGAAGCAGUGUCCAGAUGGCAAGAUUACUCGCCCAGACUUUGAGAAAAUCUACGCCAAUUUUUUUCCAAACUCUGAUCCCAAAACCUACGCAAGUCAUGUUUUCCGCAGUUUCGACACAAAUGAGGAUGGCACGCUGGACUUCCGGGAAUACAUCAUUGCUCUUCACCUCACCUCUUCUGGAAAAACCAGCCUGAAGCUGGAAUGGGCAUUUUCUUUGUUCGAUGUUGACAGGAAUGGUGAAAUUAGCAAAGUUGAAGUACUUGAAAUUAUUGCAGCAAUAUUCAAGAUGAUUCCCCCAGAAGAACAGAAGAAUCUACCCGAAGAUGAAAAUUCACCACAAAAAAGAGCGGAUAAAUUAUGGGCAUACUUUAAAAAGAAGGAACAUGAUAAAAUUGCAGAAGGAGAAUUCAUUCAAGGUGUUAUGGCGAAUGACAACAUCAUGCGGCUUAUCCAGUAUGACCCAAAACCCAAGUCUUGAAAAAAAAUUAAAAAAAAUAACCAUAGACGAAUGUCAAAAGUGAUUACAUGAGGUGUAGAGGUGUUUGUCAUCAGGUUAAUUUUACAGUUAUUAAAGGGCUUCUCUGGGCUUCAGAUAUUGAUAACCUAUCCUCAGGAAAGAUCAUCAAUAUCAGAUCGAUGGGGGGGGUCACUUGACACCCCCACUGAUCAGCUUCCGAGGCACUGGAAACUAUGCAGUAUAUGGUAGUGAAGACAGACAGCUCUAUACACCAUGUAGUGGCUGUGCUGAGUACUGCAGCUAAGCUCCCAUUCAAGUUAGUGGGAGCUGAUUUUCAGUACAAUGGCAAAGGAGCCUUCUGCUUUCGCUCCUUACAUAGUUUCUAAAGGCCACGGCAGCCCAAAACUGGUAAUCAGUGGGGAUGCUGGGGGUCGGACCCCCACCGAUCUG